This is a messenger RNA of Cladocopium goreaui, 1819 nucleotides long. The record is from the annotation of a GenBank genome assembly. NCBI's taxonomy places the organism in Eukaryota, Dinophyceae, Suessiales, Symbiodiniaceae.
CACAUUGCCCUGCAGUCCUUGUGGCCCGACCGCCCAUUCUACCAUGGGAUGUGGAGCCUCCAACAGUACUGCAGGCAAGUACGACGCAAGCGAGCAACAUAAGAUUCACUCGCUGGAUGCAGGGUACUUUGUGGACAAUCAUUUGGGUGAGGGCACCUUCCUCACUUACUACGAGCCAGAUGAGGCGCUCAGCUCGAAGUAUGGGGACUUUGGUCGCUACAUCGUGGCCCGUCACCGUCUGACGGAGCAAAAUGCUGCGAUUCAGCCCCUUUCCAAAUCAACGACAACACGAGCCCAGUUGGACAAGCAUAUCUCCAUCCUCAGGAGCCUUGGCCAUCCCAACAUUGCAAAGCUGAAGGAGGCUUGCGAAGAUGAAGCAUCCUACUAUUUGGCUUUUGAACUAUGCACCGGUGGCACCCUGUUGGAAGCGAUAGAGGAUCGCUACGCUGGAGAAUGGGAGGAUUGUGUCCAUGCCUGCACCUUUGCGACCUUUCAGAUUCUGAAAGCCAUGGAGUACAUGCACGAGAAAAAGGUGUGCCAUCGGAACCUGAGCACUGAUGCGGUGGUGCUUCAUGGCAAGGAGAAAACCUUGAAGAAGUGGCAGAUCGUGAUCAACGAUUUUGCUAGUGCUUGUCGGUUCACGCCUGGGCAGAAAAUGACGGAGACAGUGGAGUUCAAAGAGGGUUUCAGUCCUCCAGAGUUUAAGGACAAGACUCCUUACACCAAUGCCUGUGACAUCUAUUCGUGCGGAGCUAUCCUUUGUGCUCUGUUGUUUGGAGAUCCCAAUCCUGAUGCGGUCAACUGGAAGAAGAACAUGAGUGCAGAAAAGUCCCUGAUCCUCAGGAUGACCUCUGCGGAUGCGCAUCGUCCCACAGUCGCCGAGUGCUUGGCGGAUUGCUGGUUCAGCACCAUGGAAGACGUCUCCCGUGGCAAGGCGAUUUCUGCGCAAAAUUUGGAGAAUAUGCAACGGUUCUGCAAAUCCAACAAGCUGAAGAAAUUGGCGAUUCACAUUUCAGCAGCACAUUUGAGCGCCCCAGAAGUGCUCAAGAUGAAAGAGAUGUUUGAGUUGGUUGACAAAGACCACAGUGGCGUCGUGUCCCUGGCAGAGCUCAAAAAAGCCAUGAUGGAGUUGAUGACAAGUGGAGGCUACCGAGCAAGAGCAGCCAUUCCUGAAGACAUCGAGAGGCUGAUGGACCUGCUGGACGUUGAUGGCAGUGCGACCAUCUCAUAUCCAGAGUUUAUUGCUGCAAUGACUGACAGAAAGCACUACACGACUGACAGCACUUGCCUAGCGGUCUUCAGGACCUUUGACCGCAAUGGUGACGGCCACAUCAACCGCACCGAGCUUCAAGAAGCACUGAAAUCUGAAUCCUUUAAGGAUUUGGAUUUCAAUCUCUUUCCUGCGAUUGAAGAGGUGUCCUGCUUAGGUGUUGGCCUCCGAUCAGGACGGAGAUGGCACGCUGGAUUUUGAAGAGUUCAAGGCCAUGAUGCGAGACUCUUCUAGCGCAGACGUGCAGAAAUUGUCCAGAGAUCGUGUAAAACAAAAGGAUGUUCUGAAGAAGAAGCCGCAGGAUUCUUGGGCACAUAAAGCCUGAACUCGGUAAAGUAGUGAAAGCUUUAGGCAGCAGCAGAAACAGAUAGCGACAGCACUUGCCACAUCCUCGGCCAAAGGCCAGUGAUAGUGGUAGACCGCUGAUGAAAAAGACUGUGCAGCGGCAGAAGGGCACAUGUUCGCGCAAAAGGUUCGGGUCAUUCCAAAAACAACUCUUGAUUUUUGUUUCGCAGGAGUCCUGGAUUUUUUUAUCCAGUGUGAUCCAGU